AUGACAAUUCUCACCAAUAUUGAGGAGGAUAGAGGUGGAGGUGUUACUCCUCCGAACGAUUAUGCUCUGGAUGACAUUAUCGAUGACAAUGACAAUGACAACUCUCAACUACUGCUAUUGAACAAGUCGAAUGACAACUAUGACACCAACAUAAUCAAUAAUAGUAAAUUUGUAAAUAAUAGUAGCAGUAAUAACAAUAUUAAAUAUAUAAAAUUAGAACAAGAUAACGUUUAUAUAGAUCUAAAUGAAAACGAUAAUAAUAAUAGUAAUAAUAAAGAUGUUGAAGUAAUAAAUGAAAAUCAUAAUCAUUCUCAAGAUAUAAAAAUUGAAGUAAGAGAAGCAAAAGAAGAUGAAAAAGAGAAAGUUGAAGAAGUUGAAGAAGAAGAUCAAUUCUAUCAUAGACCUUUCAACUCUGAGCUGUUAAUCAAUGAUCAAUCUAUAACCAACAGAAUAAAGAGUGUCGAAAGAGGAAUGAAUCAUAUCUCUUCAUAUAGAGACAUUGGAAGUCUGAACAAUCUCUCAAGAUCAAUGGAGUUGCAGCAGAAUAUUGUACUGGCAUCUUGUUCACCGGCAGCAGCAACAACAACAACAACACUACCUGGUAUUAUCAAUCACGACAACAGUAUCGAUAGUUGCAGGGACAACAUUCAAUUGCUAAACAGCAGCUUCAACAGUGAGAAUGGUGGCAAUGAACAAGAGGAAGAUGAGGAAUUCGAGGAUAUCCUACUGGAGCGUGACAACACCGACGAUCUCUCCGCCGAGAAAUCCAAAAAGCUACCACCAGUGUCGCCAUUCAAACAACUCCUGGCAAUGAAGUUAAAGUCGAUCUCCUCACACAUCGAAACCAUUUCCUCAGGAGUUGACGUUGUGCCAGUGCACAGAGAGAAAUACCUCACCUAUCCAUCCUCCUCAGCAUCAUCUUCAUCGUUAUCGAGCCAACUCAUGUCGACAAUGGCCGCUAAUGGAAAGAUGCUACCCAAUAACAACAAUAACAACAACUUUAGUAACUUUCAAACAUUAUCGACAUCACCAUCGUCAUCCUCGUCAGUUUCAACGUUCACUCCUCCUACUUUAUCAACCUCACCCAACUCACUAUCAUCUUCACCAUUCAAAAUUGUAAAGCCAAAAUAUCCAUCCUCAUCAACAUCAUCGUCAUCAUCAGCAACAACAACAACUUCAGAUAACCUAACAAACCUAAAUCAAAAUUUCACCUCGAUGCCAAACCUACUGUAUAAUCAAAAUAAUAAUCAUCGAACUUCUUCACAUACCACAGCAGACUCUUUUGUUGGGUCAUCACAAACACAAUUGGCAUCUUCCAACACUUCUACUUCGACUUCUUCAUCGGUCACCUCCACCUCAUCGACAUCAUCCAUAUCGACAUCAUCCAUUUCACCAAAUAUUCAUUCCAAUAGCAUUAUCAAUAUCAAUAAUAAUAACAAUAUAUCUAGUUUAAAUUAUAAUUUUAUACAAUCGAAUAUACAACAUCAACAACCGUCAUAUAUAAUCAAUUCACAACCACCACCAACCAGAAAGAUUACUCCUUUCAUUUCACUGUCACAUUCAGAGUCGGGACAUUCAACAUCAAAUAUCACCAGGCCGGUGCUCUCAUCGGAAACCAACAAGAUCGGAUCGAAGCUUAUAUUUCUACUGGCAUGCUCUGUGUUUUUCAGUGUUUCCAAUCUCUACUAUAUACAACCACUUCUCAAUCUAAUUGGCGAGGAAUUCAGUCAGGGACCGACAGUGAUGUCACUCGUCACCAUGGCGGUGCAAGCCGGCUAUGCUGUGGGACUGCUCUUCAUCUCGACACUCGGCGAUAUCAUCUCAAAGAAGAAGCUGAUCCUCAUUCUCUCGGCACUGACAUGCAUCAGUCUGAUAGGUGUUGCGCUCUCCUAUCACAUUGCCCAGAUGAUCGUAUUCCAAUUCAUUGUGGGUUGCUCCACGAUCAUCCCUCACAUCGCCAUACCACUGGCAAUCGAACUGUCCACCCCAACCGAACGACGUUCCAUCAUCGGAAUUCUCAUGUCCUCUCUGUUCGUCGGACUACUCGGUGCCAGAGUCCUAAGUGGAAUUGCAGCUGAAUUUAUUGGCUGGCGUAGUGUCUACUAUUUCGCAUCUGCAAUUAUGUUUAUCAUUUCAUUCUUUCUUUUCUUAUCCUUACCAUAUACACCAAGGAGUCAAAAUCCAAUUCCAUAUAAUCAAUUAUUAAGAUCGAUAUUCAAUCUAUUCAAGUUGGAACCACAUUUGAAACAAACUUGCUUUGUUGGAAGUAUGGUGUUUGCCACGUUUAGUAUACUGUGGACAACACUGUCGUUCCAACUAAAUGAGGAACCUUUUGAUUUUAGUAGUGGAUUCAUUGGUUUGUUUGGUUUGAUUGGUAUGGCCGGUGCCAUUGCUUCGCCAAUCGCCAGUAAACUGCACGGUCGACUCUCAAUCAAUAUUCUAAUGAUUGCUUCGUUGAGCAUCUGUUGCAUCGGCUAUAUAAUACUGUUCUUCUCUGAAAUACAUCUACCGGGUAUCAUUGCCGGUAUCUUUAUUUUGGAUCUUGGUGUGCAGGCCUGUCAUAUCACCAAUCAAUCGAGAAACCACAUCAUCACACAGAUACGCGAGGAACUCGAUGGAUUCGCAUCCAACGCCAGCUCCUAUAUCAACGCUGCCUACAUGGCAUCGUACUUUGUCGGUGGUGCAUUCGGCAGUGGAAUCAGUGGAGUCGUAUUCGAUUUGUUCGGCUGGCAAGGUUCGUCCAUCGUUGCACUGGUGCUACUUGGCGUGGCACUAUCUGCACAUCUCACACUCUACAAAACACCAAGAGAAUCUGAAGAGAACAACAACAACUAUUAUCAUCAACAACAAAAUGACGAUAACAACAACAACAACAACAACAAUCAAUACGGCGAUAAUGAUAAUCAACACCACCAAAAUGAUGUUGUUCAAAAUCAAGACUAUCACGAACUUCAAGAGAUGGAUAAACAUUUAAAAUUCAAUUACUUUAUUUAA
Messenger RNA from Heterostelium album PN500, 2994 nucleotides. RefSeq names its product MFS transporter. The record is from RefSeq and is a predicted model, not a curated record. Bases 1 to 2994 code for a protein of 997 amino acids. The transcript has 3 exons. Gene Ontology annotation, biological process: transmembrane transport. NCBI's taxonomy places the organism in Eukaryota, Evosea, Eumycetozoa, Acytosteliales, Acytosteliaceae. Gene Ontology annotation, molecular function: transmembrane transporter activity.